This is a messenger RNA of Fonsecaea nubica, 1071 nucleotides long. RefSeq lists its product as hypothetical. The record is from RefSeq and is a predicted model, not a curated record. The coding region runs from base 1 to 1071 and encodes 356 amino acids. Lineage: Eukaryota; Fungi; Ascomycota; Eurotiomycetes; Chaetothyriales; Herpotrichiellaceae. The transcript has a single exon.
AUGAAGGCGACGACAGUCAGUCUGAAGCAGCUGGCAGAAGGGACAGUGGCCUUCACAGCACUCGAAGAGGCAUUCGGCGAAUCCUCACUCGGAAUCCUAGUUGUUGACGACCUCCCAGCCAGAUACCUGGAGCUGCGCGAGAAACUGCUGUCGUACGCAUCGUAUCUGGCGCAACUUCCGCCGCAGGACCUGGACGCUCUCACCGAUGUAGCAUCGCAUUACGAGGUCGGAUGGAGUCAUGGCAAAGAGGCCCUCAAGGACGGACAGUACGACACCAUGAAAGGAUCCUACUAUGUGGACUGUCAGUCGUUCUUCCUGGAGAACCCCAUCGUCCCGGUGCCUGGUCAACCCGCCACGAGGGGCUCAGGGACAAACUUGUGGCCGUCUGAAUCUGCGAUGCCUGGGUUCCGAGCGACCUUCGAAGAGCUGUGCACGAUGUUGAUCGACAUCGGAGCGCUCGUCGCCCGAGCGAUCGACCUGUACGCCAGUAAGCACAUCCCACAGUACCGGCAGGGAUACCUCGAACAUGUGGUCAAGACCAGCCACACGCCCAAAGCUCGUUUGCUGCACUAUUUUCCCCCAGUCGAAGCGGCCAGUGCAACAUCGUCCCCGUCCGACAGAUCGGCGGACCCUUCAGAUUCUGAGGAGGACUCAUGGUGUGCCACUCACCUUGAUGAUGGGUGUUUGACGGCACUGACAUCGGCCCUGUACAUGGACGAGUCCGCCCCCCUGCCAUCACUUACAACGCACUCCUUUCCAUCUCUGCCUAUCCUACCUUCUUCUCCCGACCCCAAAACAGGACUCUACAUCCGCUCACGGGGCAACAAGGUCGUGAAAGUCGAUAUCCCCACCAACUGCAUCGCCUUUCAGACCGGCGAGGCCCUGCAGAUGAUUACGGAUGGAAAGUUCAAGGCCGUGCCGCAUUUUGUCCGUGGGCCGAGCGGUGCGAGCAAAGUAGCCAGGAACACGUUGGCACUCUUCAUGCAGCCGGACCUUGAUGAGGUUAUCGACAAGGACAAGGGGACGACCUAUAGAGAGUUUGUGGACAUGAUUGUGAAGAGACAUUCAUGA